Messenger RNA from Fomitiporia mediterranea MF3/22, 1089 nucleotides. RefSeq lists its product as uncharacterized. Bases 1 to 1089 code for a protein of 362 amino acids. Lineage: Eukaryota; Fungi; Basidiomycota; Agaricomycetes; Hymenochaetales; Hymenochaetaceae. The record is from RefSeq and is a predicted model, not a curated record. The transcript has a single exon.
AUGCAGUCUCUGUCCUCCAAUCUGGUCAACCCGAUGCAGGAAUUCUCUCAGCCGGAGUCAUUCCCGCCGAUGGACCUCAUCUCGAGUUCUGGCUGUGACAGUUUCAGCUGUCCGUCGCUCUCUGCUUCGAGCACGCUUUCAUCGGAAGAUUAUACGGAGCUUGAGACAGAUCAGGAUAUAAUAUCUCCACUAUGCUCGCCUUCACUGGAGUCGACGUAUGCUUAUGAUCUUGCUCAUGCACUUUCAAAUUCAAUGGACAAGGCGUCUCUGAAUGAGGCUGGCACUGCUACACCAAGACCUCUCCAAUUCGAUCGUAAAGGCUACUUUCAUGGGCCUGUAAAGGUAGAGGAUGAUGGGUACGAAGGCGGGAACGAGACUGGACGUGUACCGAACUUGUUAGCGAAAAGAAGACUCUAUAGCCUCAGAAAUCGCAAGUCAAGUAUACUGUUUCGGACCAGUCGGGUUGAACAGCCAGUCGAGGAGUACACGUCCGAUAACUUCAAGGUUAUGGCCAUGGCUUGUGAUACUCGUGGGAAUUCUGCUUCUCAACUGCGGAAUGCAAGACCUCACAGCUCUCCGAUGCCAGUGGAUUCUUAUGACCCCGAGAUGGAGGGUGAUUCUAUUCGGAAAGCAGUGCUGGUGAAGACGAGGAGAGCUACGCAAGACAUGGGACUUGGUCGAGAACUCCCGAUAGUUCGCAACGAGCAAUCUAUGCAGCAAGAAGGCUUCAGUACAAAAUCUGAGAAACCUUUGCCGCUGAAUUUAGUUACGGAUUCCUCGUACGUUCUUUCUGACGGACAUGGCCUGGGAUUGCAACGGGCGCCAGCAAAAGCCGCACUACAGCCCAUGGACACGGUUCUGGGAUUCAUGGACUCACCUUCACCCAUUGAUGAAUUGCCGCCUUCAGUUAUAUUUGAAUGGAAUGUUGCCAGCUUGGAAGAGAAUGUCCCAAUCCUGCAGGGUAGGUCUAUUAGUCCAUGCGCAUCCCGGUCCAUCGUCGGCUUAGGAAUUGACAUUCUUGACAGAUCAACCUCCGUAGCAGAGGCCGGCAGCUCUUCCCCACUCGGCUGCGAAGAACACUAUUCUUAG